Molecule: messenger RNA, 8424 nt
Organism: Amoebophrya sp. A25
Lineage: Eukaryota; Dinophyceae; Syndiniales; Amoebophryaceae
Source: the annotation of a GenBank genome assembly
GUUUAGAUAUGCAAAAGGCUACGCGGUCAUCCUCACGACCAAUGAAAAAACAUCAAUUCCACAUCACUCCAGAUUGGAUCAUAGACUAGUAACCAGUAGUGUUUUCUUGAUCUUCCGAUAUUAUAAAUAUCGAAAAAGACACAUGUCAUGAAAGUAAUGUUGUUAUUCAUCCAAAUCAAAGUUGUUUGCUUCAUCUAAAAUAGUUGGCUGUUUUCGCAUUUGUGAUAAAAAGUUGUUGUUGAUGAGUGUGAUUGAGUGUCUAGGUAGUACUAGAAAGUGAGAUUGAUGAGCAGGUUUCACCUUCUUUAGCGUGCAAAGAUGGCGGCCUCGUCUCUUGUUGUUGCCCGCGGCUUGUGAUUGUGCUUGCGUGACGAGGCUCAAAACCCGACGUGCCUAGGCGGACGGAGCGAAGAGGAGCGCUCUUCAAUCUUUGGCCGUUUGCUGCCGCUGCUACUUCUUCGUCUUCUGCGUAUGCCGUCGUUAGUUCUCUUCCGCGACCCACGUAGGCACAGCUGGACUGACCAAACCCCUGUCGUCCUGAUUUUCCAUGGAGUAGUAGUAGUACACAAGAACCAUCACAGGAGCGUUCAUUCAGCCAACAGGAAACAAGGUAAAAACCACGUAAACGAGGUCGAGUUUUCCAGGCAUGAAGAAGAAUGCCACGACGUGCCCAAAUAGCGCUACACAGGAAUAAUCAACAUCAACAUAACCAAAUCGUGCUACGACCUCCACCAGAAUAAUAUUUCCCACGAAACCUUUACCUUCGAUGUGGAUCUUCAUCUUCCCCACACAUGGAAUACGCUUCUGCUCUAUUAAUGGAUCUGUCACAGUCACAGUCCCGACGUGCAGCUGCAAGAACGCUUCCAGAGUCGAUUGCGAGAGGAUGAAAAAGAACAAUAACAACAAACCCACUAGAACUAGUACAACAGUACACCAAGACCUACUUCAUCUUCAAGUAUUUUCAAAUCAGCACAAGUUGUGAUCGUGAAGGACAAGUAGAAGACAGGACCAGGGUCAAGAAGAGGACGCACAGCAUUCCUUUCAAGUGUGGACGAAAGUAGUAUCACCCAAUAGAAGAAGGAGCCCAGCAUCUUCAUGGUAGUGGCGAUCUUCAUCAUAAUACCGGCGAUCUUCAUGAUAGUGAAGUAACUGCAGCAUUCUUUUUUUGAUUGUGCUCUUUUUGUGAAAAUUUUCGAAAAUUAAGCGGGUUCGCAGCCACGAGAUGAUGACCGCAGCCAGGGUGGCGAGGUCUGGCAUCGCGGUGCCUAUCUAUGACGCGGAAUCAGGAGAAACCUUUUGGCUAGAGUUUGGUCCUAAUGCCGCUCAGGAUUCUCGCAUACGAGCGCAAAAAACAAGAGACAAUAGUGGAAGUUAUGAACUAUGUAGCUAAAUUCUGCUUUACCGUGGAGGUAGACGUAGUUUCACUAUUUUCACGAAAAAGAAUUAAUACAUUUGUUGUUGUUGAUGUUGAUUCUCCCGAAUAUACGUAACGUAUGAAGUUUAUUUAGAUGAAAAAGUCGUUGCGUUUUAGCAUCUUCUACUUGAUGAUGCACUUCUAGUUCUACUCGCGGUUCUUGCAACAUGGCACUUCUGUGGAGUUUUAAAAGCACCCUCAAUAUUUCACACCAACAGUUCGUUUCGUUGAUGAUCGAUUCAGUUGACACCAUCAUGCAUACUCUAACACGCAUCGAGUGACUUCAAGGAGUGGGUUAUCGCAGAAAAAGAUGUGAAGUUGGAACUUGAAAAAGUGCGUGGCAUUCCACAGCUCGCAAUAUCGCUGGUGACCUCAAAAGAUGGGAAGUCGUUGUCAGAGAGCAGUCUGUUAAGAUAACCAAGAGAGCAUCGGCAUCCUCAGCAUCAUCCUUGGCCAUUUUCCUACAAGGGAAAAAAGACGCCAAGGAUGUGGACAGGGAUGCGAACGCGGUAGCUCUAAGCCUGUCGAGGGGCCUUGGGACGUCCUAUGCGUCCGCCGUCGAUAGAGGCACAUGCCCAUGGCUGAAAUCGCGGGAGGAAGCGAAAGCAGAAGACACCGAAAAAAAGGAGCAAAACAAACAGGAGGACUCGCUCUCCUCCUCCACGGCCGGCGACCAUGAAGCCCGGACAGCAAAGAGGAGUCGACUCCAGGAAGAGCCAGACACGAAGACAGACCAAGAGGAAGGAGCAGUAGCGAAUCAGAAAAGCUCCUAUGCAGUACUUCAUCUUUUCCUUUCUUUUUAUGAAGUAUUACGGCUCCCUCAGCCUCGGGAUGAUUAUGGUAUGGAAACUGGUUCAUGCAGCAGGAAGGGCCCCGCUUUUCUAUUCUGUAUCAUCACGAUGUAUUUUGUUGUAUUAGGUCGGAAAUAUCGCACAAGCUACGCACAGGCUGUUCAACCGAUUUUAUCCUGCGAAUACGGAAGCAACCCUCUCGACAAGAGCUGGCAACGGUAAUAGAUACAUGUAGGAAUUUUGAUACCUUGAAAAGAGUGCAGCAGAUUGGAGGCGUAGGUCGUGUGAACAAGAUUUUACACUAGUAUUGCCAUUGUAAGUCACACUUUGACUUUGACGCGUUUUCUCAUGAUCUAAAUCUAUUAAUUUGUUUGAUUCAGGCUUGAACACGAGGCCGGGGUCGGCAUCCAGUACUUCGGACGUUCAUAUGAGCGAUGCGACUACGGAGCGAGCGGAUGCAGAAAAGUAUACUUUGACCUCACGAGGACGGCCUAUGUCGCCAUUCUGAUAAUCAUGAUUGCAAUGCGAUUAGCUGGACGUCGACGUAAGUAUCAUCACAGGCGUAAGCAUUCGUCACAAACUAGUACCAGAACGUGAACUCAUUAUAUUUAUAAAUAAUAUAUACAACUCAUUGAUGAGUCCUUUAGAUAGAACUUACUUUUUGAAUUCCAGUCGGCAUCCGCGCACGUUGACUUUGCGGAUCAUCCGGGACGAAGAGUUAACGUAUGCGCACCAGAGUGGUCCUUUGCCGCUAUGGGGGCAUUGGACGGCAUCACCAAAAGUGGAUAAAAAGAGCGGCCUUCCAAUUUUGAAUACCUUCCAGGCGAUGAAGGAGUGCUCCAAUAUAUGUGGACCCGAAUAUAGCAAAGUUUUUGUACCUAGAAUUAUUUUGAGCUGCUUGUUUGCUAACUAGAUUUAUUACUGCGAGAUAACCAGAAUUACCUUUGUAGCCGAAGAAAAGAAAUGGUAAAUAAGGUUUCCCCGAGAUGUGGUCGUGGACCACCAGAAAGGAGACUCCUACAAUUAACAUUGUAAGUUACAUUUAGAAGAAGUGCCACCAAGUCUCAGCUUCGAAAUAACGAGUACUUAGGAAUAACUGCAAAUUUAUUGAGUUUCUCUGACUGAGUACCACAAGUAGUAUUACUAUUAAUCUACUUGAUCACCUGUGAAUGAAAAUGACCAACAUGCCUAGGAUUAGUAUUAGCAGGGAGCAGUAUUUCAUAUUCAUACUUGACAAACACAAGAAAUCAACAAAGGUAUAUCUUCGCUGGUGGCGUACUUUUUUACUUCCAGGCUCCGAGAGGCAUGAACUUGUGAACAAAGUGGAACCAGCGACAGACUUUGUGAAGCAAGAGAAGAAUUUCCUAUCAAGAUUUCCUGGGGAGCAGGCUGACCGCGGUUGGCAAAGCCUAGGCCGUAUUGAUCUCCUUUGCUUUGAAUCUUGAACAAAUGUAAGUGAAACCUGACUAAGUCUACUGUAAGGCCGCUGGUGAGGUAGAUUACAACUUCGUUGAAUUUAAAAGUUUAAUUUUCAAAAUUUUUAAUGUGCCCGCCGCAACAACAUCUGCACUGGCUUUAUUUAUUCGGAUCGAUUUGAACUAGCAACUUCUUGUAUGUAUAGAUGAAUAUGAAUAUAUGCCCACUCAUCUUCUGUUCCUUUUUUUUCUACUCAGCCGCCGACUGUCAUUUAGUAGGCACUUCUGCGGAGUAUUGGCGUGCAAUGUUGGACGCUUCCGGUGGCGAUCCAGAAAAGGCCAGUCUUCGUGGCUUUUACAGGGGCAUAUUUGGUGGUCCGACACUACAUGCAGAGACUGAACAAGAUCACAGAGGGGACAAUGUAUGGACCUAAGUAGCAUUUAAGCACUAUUAGUACUAGUUUGCUGAUUUUGUGAAACAGAUUUUCAGGGGGUUUUCCUAGUUCUCUUGCCCAUGUGGUCGUGGUAAAACAUGAAGAACAGUAGACGUUGUAGUUGUGGAGACACGCUCAAGUACUCUUUGGCACGUUGAUAACUACAACUACCCACCACCUCAAACAUGCGGCAGUCUCGAAAAAUUCUGUUGAACAUUCCUUCCCACUAUAGACUCGGAAAAAUACUCCUCCCGAGGAACUUGUAGUCUCUAAUACUCGAACAGGAUCCGUUCGCGAAUUUGCGGAUCGCAGCACUCGUGUACAGGCCUAUGCGCGAGAUUUUAGACGCAGUUGGGUAUUAUCAUUUCUCUUAUCGGCUCUUCAUCUUAUAUAUAAGCAAAUGAAAUAUUCAGAUCCAUCCCUCACUAGUACAGAUCAGCCUUUACAAGCAGGUGCAGGCCGUGAAACUAAUCUUACUAGUACGGAAUGAUUGAAUUUGAAAUAAGAUAAGCCCAUGGCGAUGUCCAUGUCCAUGAUGAAGCAUACGACUAGAACUAGUUCCAGUUUAUCUUCGAUUCCAACGUCUCUCAGGUAUGGUCGACGCCUAUAUAAAUAUUUGUUGAUGGUGUCAUCGCCAAGCAGGAGGAAUCACCGAGACAAUGCAGUUAUGGAAGUGUAAAGCUUUGCUCGUCGUACUGUAAGUGGAUUUAGAAGUAGUAUUUAGGUUAUUGGAUUCUUGGUGUUGUAUCUACGUACUAAGUCACGGUUGUGCAUGUGAAUAUUAUCGUGGUGCUUCGUAUUAGUCGUAUUCAUUCUAUAUCGAUUCUAUGUAUACAAGUCGUAUUCAUUCUUGAGACAAUUUCUUGACGCCUUCAGCAGGUCCAAGAGAUGGCAGCUUAAUUUUAUGAAAUAUUGUCGACCCCAUCUGUCAGUCUUUCUUCUCUUUCAUUCGCGGCUCUUCUGCGGAGGAACAUUCCUGGUGGAUGUGCAGCAAUGCGUGGAAAAGGAGAAAGCAAAGGGAGUUCUUCGAGAGUGGGAUGGAACGCGAAGUAGAAAGUGAUUUCGACAACAGAGUUCCCAAAGACCCAAGAUAUGUCAGUGCACGUGGUCAGGGCGUUGGCGGAGGUACUCAUGAAGGACAGGUCUACUCGACUAAACAAGACCUAUUAAUUUUGAUUCUUAACAUGAGAGUAUAAUCAGCUUGGCUAUAGAUUAUGUAAGUACGUGUAAUAUAAUGACAAUAAGAAAAAUAGUCGCAUUCCUCUUCCUCAUGGGAACAACAUCAAAUGGUAGUACGUAGUGGUUUUAAGGUGGACGACACGGACAUUUGGGUCUGGUCUCAAAGCUGAUUUGGUAGGUCAGAUCGGAGACAUAUGACAUCAUUUUGAUACUUCUUGGUCUUACAACUAAAAUUGUCCUUGGUGUAUACUUAGAGGCAGAGUUUUCACGAGACCUCUGUUGGCCUAUGGCUUAUUGUUUUUUUUUUCAGCUCGCUUGGAGACCUGGGGAACCGGAAAGGAUUUUUUGACUGAGUGGUCAAUGAUAUACGAUUCUUGUCAAGCGAUGGUUGCCGUAUUCACGCAAUGCAGUGACGUGACAUCUGUUAGCCUCGGGUCCGUCACAGUUGCCGGUUGCAGUAUCGACGCCAAUGUUACGAUUAGAACAUCAUUACUGUUACUCAUACAUACGCAGACAUUUCGCAGGUAAGCGUGGCCCUUUUUGAAUACUUGAUUAGAUCUAGGUCCCAGCAUGGUUAAACGCAGCUGCGAUUUUGGAAGGUAAAAGCACCUGAUUUGGGUAAAAACACAUCUACCGUAGACGUGUUUUUACCAGACAGAGGAGGUAGAUGAUCUAGGAGUUUAGAGGGUCGUGCGGCUUCGGGUAUGAUUGAGUUAAAAUGCCUUAUGUUUCCUUUCAUAUAUGGCGCGGUGGCAGUAUCGCCAGACAUGAAGCUGAGUGAGGCGCGCAGCCGUGAAGCUCCAGUGUGGUACGGGCUUGAAAAAAUGGUGUAUAGCAACACAAAUGGCAGUGGAGGUCUAGUACGGACGAUUUCGAACCUUUCCGGCACCUUAGCGUCGCCGCUUGCGGGUCCCCGCUCAUCGGUGUUGGCUCCAGCAAAAGGGAGCACAGCAGUGGGAAGCAGUUCCUCUGUCGCCGACUUAUCGACAGCAGCUUCCAGUAGUACGCUUUCGCUCGCAGAUGCAGGUUCUGCAGCUGAAGCAGAGGCGCAGCAGCAACUGCCCACUAGGACCGCUAGUUUUGUAUCAGCGACUGCUGGGGUAUCUUCUUCUUCAGCAGGUGCGGGUGAAGUACGGGAGAGUGUCGUCGCAGGCGCAGCACCUCUUGGAGGUGAAGGAGGAACGUCGUCAAGCACGUCGUCAAAACUGGAUGUCGCACACCCAGCGCCGUCAAGUCCAAUGCCUGGGAUGGCGGCCAGCUCGUCCAGGAGGCCGGUGUUUACGGAGGUGCAACGGCGGAGAAAGAACGUCUACUGGUCAAAUUUGCUACCGGAAAUGGCUUUUUUUCUCGACAAUUUGCUGACCGACCAUAAGAACACAACUAACAAGGACCUCGAGGCCCAUACGCAUUUCAGGUGCAUGCGCUCCGUGACGGAGCUCUUUCUUCACAUUUUCAACGCUUUUCUACACAACUACCGCGAAGCGGUCUCAAUCCUCACCGAAGAAGCCGGGGGCGCAGCCGAUGUCAGCGCACUUGCACUUGGGCAGACGAACGCUUCGAGCGCCAGCGUCACCGCAUCAUCCGAGCAGGAUCCAGCGCUGCCCCCUCGCGUACGAGAUCCCCACAAAGAUCCAGGUGCAGCAGCGACAAGCCCCACCUCUAGUUCACCUGGUGGUUCGUCCACCUCGACGCCGCUACCCCGAGGCCUCAUAGCAACCGCGACUGUUGAACAGCUGGAUUUGGCCUUCGCUGCGGGUUUAGACGACGUCAAGCUGCAACAGAGCCGUACUUCUUUUUAGCAUAUGAUGUGUGUCAGUGUCUGUAGUAAAUUCGGCUGAAGAUGGAGGUCCUUGUCGUUCUUAUUCACCCAUGCAUUAGAACGAAGACUGAUUAGAAUCUAUAGUUCAUCUCUAUUCUUAUUUUCUCCCCGACGCUUUGCCAUGAUCAGGUGACUUUUUUUCGAUUGCCAAGACAUUAUUGUAUGUGAGCGGAACAGAUGAAGCAUGGGUCAGGGCAAGACAGUGCUUUCUGAAAGCGCUCUGUCGCCGUGGUAUUUCGACGUAUUUGCAAGAGUUUUCCGAAGUUGAAAAUUACGCAGACACUUUGUGCGAAAUUGACGACCUUUGUGACCUCACUUCGAAGAUGCCACCACCUUUUCAGAACGACCCUGCGGCCAAAAAUUAUGAAACGGAACCUGUACCUCUUGAUAUCAGUGGCGGAUAUUUCUAUUUGGAAUUUGAAUUUAUUCAGAAGCCCCUAGACCCGAAGACCGUGAUCAUGAUCAUAUUAAAGCAUGUCAGUGAAUGUGUAUAAAUAUCGGGAGACUUCGAUUUCUUUUUGUUCCUACGCCCGCGACCACGACUUUCUUCAUAUUUUGCGUGAGGAGACGCAGAGGGAGAGCGCGAAGCGGGCAAAACAGGAGAAAGUGUACAACACUUUUCACUCGCAAUGGAUGGGUCUCGAUUUUGCAGCCAUUAUGGCCGUUUUGGAUGUGGAUGCGUUUGGUAUCAUAACCACAUCGUGGAAAGAGGAGUUGUACCAUCGCAUGUUUGAGCGUCUCAUAUCCUGCAAGGGUCCACGCGCAGCCUUAUGCCAGGAGACCUUUCAGAACUACGCAGUGUGCAUAGAGCAGAAGGCGGCCGAGUUGGUUACCCUUCUGGACUUGCAUGCCAUGAGCAGCAAGGCUUUUGCGCGUCACACGUCCUUGGAAGUGACACCCCAGGGAAGAUUGAUGAAUGUGGCAUUUUAUUUUGUGCGGAUGCUCAGACGCGAGUUCGGCAAUUUGAUCCUGCCAAGAGACCCGGCGACCGCGGCAACCCGUCAAGGAGCGAACGGAACUGCGCGGCCCGCGUCGGAUGGCGCUCUCACCCCGCGAGCAACGACGCCAGUUAAUAAUCAAGCUGCCGAGCGCACACCCGGUGGAGGUGGCGCCGAAAGUUAUGUGAGGUAUUGAAGACUCACACCUUUUAUCUGGGAGAUCCAGAGGCUAGCCAGCACUAGAGCGUGUGGCAACAGCUUCAUUGCAGAGAGCACCACUUCCUGUCCAAGUCCACGCUACAUGAUACUCGUUAGACGAAUUUCAAUUUCUUCUAUUGCGACACUUCUCUGCACUGUGCCCCUUUCAUCUGGCGGAUUUAGGCUUGGGUGCCGAUGAUGCCGCGAUGGAUGACGACCCGUGGGCUACCACCUGA